AUGGACGGUGCUACAUCGCAAUGGACCCCAGUUACAUCCGGAGUGCUGCAAGGUAGUAUCCUGGGUCGAAUGUUGUUCGUUAUUUUCAUCAACGAUGCUCCUGAUGUCAUCAACAACAAAGCAAUUCCAGCACUAUUUGCAAACGACACUAAGCUCUACAAGAACAUAACAUCAGUGAAUGACUGCAACCAGUUGCAAGAAACUUUAACACACCUUGAUACUUGGAGUCAGGAUACAAGUGUAAAGUAUUGUCGGUGACGCGCAAGAAGGCCCCAAUUUCUUUUCCCUAUCAUCUCGGGUCGACAGAGCUGUCGAGAGUUGACGACGAAAAAGACCUUGGCGUAAUCUUCUCCAGUAAACUACAGUGGAACUUACAUAUCAACGAAAUGGUAUCGAAAGCGAAUAGGCAGCUAGGCGUGCUUAAGAGGACUUGCCACUCACUCACAGACAUCAACAUCCGACGUACACUGUAUCUUUCGCUGGUGAAGUCGAAGCUCAGCUAUGCAACACAAGUUUGGUCGCCUAUUCACAACAGACAACUCAGUGAAAGGAUUGAAAGAGUACAAAGAAGAGCCACGAAAUGGAUUCUAAGGACCGGGACUUGUGAAAUGCCAUACAAGCAACGGCUGUUGAAAUUGGAACUCUUACCACUCUCUUACGAUAGCGAGAUGAAAGAUCUCGUAUUUUUCUUCAAGGCGUUGUACGGUUACGUCGACCUUAACAUUAACAAUUGA
Molecule: messenger RNA, 734 nt
Organism: Paramuricea clavata
Lineage: Eukaryota; Metazoa; Cnidaria; Anthozoa; Malacalcyonacea; Plexauridae
Source: the annotation of a GenBank genome assembly